AUGUCUCAUCGUUCAUAAGGUCCUCUUAGAGGACAACAUUACAGACAAGCUAAUUUAGCAUAAAUGGGAAUAAAGAUAAUAGAUUAGAAAAGCGAGUCAAUAUAUGUUGACUCAGAAGUAUCAAUUAAGAAACGAAAACAAAAGAACCCUCUAGAGAUUAAUCGUGGAUUAUAUAAAUCAUAAACAUAUAAGGAAAUUUAUAAAUAGGAUUCCUAAAAACAAAAUGAUAAAUUUGAUUCUCCUUUGGAUUAAUCUCUUAAUUAGCCUCUUUAUGUAACAAAUAAAUUUUCCAGUUCUUUAAGAAAAUUCAAUGUUCAUGGAAUCACAAAAAUAUUUAUUUAGAAAUUAUUAUACAAUCUAAGAAUUUUUUAAAAAUAAUAGAAUCUCACAAUGAGAUUUCAAAAAUUUUUAGAAGAUAAAGCAAGUGAUACUAUUAAUGAAGAAUUAGAAAAUAAGGAACAUUUAAAUUGUAAAUUGUUUUUAAAAGAUUCUUAUGAAAGAACUCUCUUAGAUUUGAGUUUAAUUAUUAUCUUAAUAUCAUAUACUAUUUUGGUUCCAAUAUUUUGUAACAAAUUUGAAUUGUAAUUAAUAUUUGGUAUGACUAAAUCUUUAUGAUAGUAUUUUUAUAUUCAAUUUUUAAAGUUAUUGAUUACAAAACAUGUUGCUUUAUCGAUUUACCAAUAAUUUGUAUCAAUAUAUUGGCUUUGUAUCAAACUCCCUUAGUUUUUACAAACAUUAUAAAUGUGAUAAAAAUCUAUUAAUUAUUAAAGACAAUUAAUAUUUUUACUGAAAAAAGAUUAAUAGGGUUCACUUUUUCAAUUUUGACAAUGAUAAUGCAUGUUAAUAAUAGUGCACUAUUUUGGAAAUAUUUAUUAGAAGAUGAUUUCGAUUACCAAUAUUUAUUGAGUGAAUAAAUUAAGUUAUUAUUUAAUUUUGAAAUGGAAAUAAAGGAUAAUAACUAUUAAAUUUAUAAUUCUAUAAAUAGAAUUUUAAGCUUUUUAGUAAUAUUAUACUUUUCAUAACAAUUCUUAAAUUUCCUUAAAUUACCAAAAAAUUUAAAAAAGAAAGAGGAAUUAUUUGAAUAAUUAUUGAGUAAAAAUACAAUGAGUAAAUAGCCUUUUAGAAUAUAACAUUAAGUUAGAUAAUUAUUAUGGUCAAAAGUUUAGAAUUACAAAUAAGUAGAUUCACACCCUAUUUAGUUUGAAUUGAAUUUUCCUAAAGAAUUAAGAAGAUCACUCAAUUUACAUAGUUAUUUGGAUAUUAUUUAAAAAUCUACAUUCAUUAAAUAACAAUUCAGUCCAUAGUUUUAAUAAAGUUUGUCAGAAUUUGUUAAAGAAUAGAUAGUGGAAUCAGGUGAAAUAAUUUAAGAAGAGAAUUAAAGUGUGAAUAAAUUAAUAUUUUUAUUGGAUGGAGAAUUAUAAAUAAAAAUCAAUAAUAAAAGAAUAUAAUUAAUGAAAAAAAACAGUAUAAUAAAUUAAUAUGAAUUUUUUGCCUGUUAAUUAUCACCUUGUAAUAUAAUAGCAAAAUCUAGAUGCAAAAUUAUAGUAAUUGACUAUUAAUAGUUUUAUGAUUUAGUUAGUAUGCAUAAUCAAGAUUUUCAGAUAUACAGAAUGUGGUAUGAUAGAAUGAUACAUUAAAAAUAAAGGUGUGUGUACAAAGUAUUCAUAUAUAUAUAUUUAAAAAUAGGUUUGUUAUAUUUGUAUGGAUAAUCAUCAAACUUGUAUGUGUCCGGCUGUGUUUUAUUAACCAAAUUAUAAUAAAAUUGUAUCUAAUAGCACAUAUACAGUUCCCAAUUUUAGAUUAAAAUAUCAUAGAUUUGAGAAAAAAAGAUUAUCGUCUUUGAUUUAAUAAAAUCUAAUAAGCAUUACUGCAGUAAACUGGGCUCAAUAAUUUAAUUUGAUAUCAAAAAAUACAGAAUUAGUUGAUUAGUGUUUAGGUUAGUAGGAUAGAGAAGAAGAAUAUUAAUUAUUUGCAGAUGAAGAUCAUACAUCAAAAUAUCUUACUUAAACUUAUACUCAUCAAUAGAGCAUUAAAUCUCCAAAAACAAAUAAAACUGGAAUAACUGGAAGGGAAAGAGAUCGUGUACAUACAGAUUCUAACAUUAAUCGCACCCUUACUAUAAGAACGUUGAAAGCUUCUGAAAAUGGAACUACAAGAUUAAAGCCAAGUAAUGUAAAUAGUAACAAUGAUUCUAUUGUUGUAAGUAAUUCUCCUUCUCCAUUAUAAUAACCUAAUAAAGCACCCUUAAUGCUUUUUACAAAAGAAUAAAUAAAAAGACAAUCUAACAUCAGUAGUAGCUUUACCAUUGAUAGAGGUUAAGAUAAGAAAUCUUCAUUACAAUCCUAAUAAUAACCAGUUCAUUCAACAAGUAUUUUAUAAAGUAAAGAGAUUGUACAAUAAUUGUAAAGUAACUUAGGCAGUCCAAAUAUGCUUAAUACCUAAACUAAAUUCAAUGGAAAUGAUUUCAGUAUCAAUUUGCAUCGAUCCGAUACAUAACCUAUUGUAAAUUAUCAUUUUUAAAUUAGUUUUCUGAAUUAAUUGGAUCAGUCGGUUAAUUAAUAGUGAUUCGAGAUUUUGAAAACAUGCAAUUCUAUUAAUGGUAUUUUCCAAAUCAUAAUUACAUAAUUGUAAUUGAGAGAUUUAGAAAGUUUUUAAGUAAAAAAUUCAAUAGUAGAUGA
Molecule: messenger RNA, 2678 nt
Organism: Paramecium sonneborni
Lineage: Eukaryota; Ciliophora; Oligohymenophorea; Peniculida; Parameciidae
Source: the annotation of a GenBank genome assembly